Molecule: messenger RNA, 492 nt
Organism: Rodentolepis nana
Lineage: Eukaryota; Metazoa; Platyhelminthes; Cestoda; Cyclophyllidea; Hymenolepididae
Source: the annotation of a GenBank genome assembly
AUAUGCUGUCGUCUAUGGGCAAACAGAGUGAUAUAUUCCCCAAUAGUUGACGAUUCCAUCUCCAGCUGGGCUAUAACGCCUUCCAACUUGGAUUUCUCCUCAUCACUCGCAGAGAGCCGGUCAACAAUUUGUUUGAAUCUCUCCUCCAACUGAACAUAAUCAGCUUUCGAUUGAGUUAGAUCACUUCGAAGUUGAUGCAAGAGUUCUUCGGACUUAACAAGACUGAAUUCUGUUUGACAGACCGCAGAUACUUCCACAUCCUUAAAUUGAACAUUUGCUAUAGCUUCGGAAUCCCGUUUGUUUUGAGAUUGAGCGGAUUUCUCCAAGGUGGCUAUGAUAUGCUCCUGUCGUUCAAUAUUGCAGCGAAGUUUUGUUACCUCCAGUUCAAGUUGCUUAACACGUUCAGACUCUUGUUCGUGGCCGGAUGAUUGCUGAAGGUUUUGUACCUGUGAUUCAAGCUCGGAUAUUUUCGAUUUAGCUUCUUCAAGCUGA